Eremothecium sinecaudum is the source of this 663-nucleotide messenger RNA. It is a transcript of the gene MTQ2, whose product is annotated as S-adenosylmethionine-dependent methyltransferase. Gene Ontology annotation, cellular component: eRF1 methyltransferase complex. Gene Ontology annotation, molecular function: protein methyltransferase activity; nucleic acid binding; S-adenosylmethionine-dependent methyltransferase activity. The record is from RefSeq and is a predicted model, not a curated record. NCBI's taxonomy places the organism in Eukaryota, Fungi, Ascomycota, Saccharomycetes, Saccharomycetales, Saccharomycetaceae. Gene Ontology annotation, biological process: methylation. The transcript has a single exon. The coding region runs from base 1 to 663 and encodes 220 amino acids.
AUGUUACCCACUCCAUAUGUUAAGUGUGAUUAUGAUAAGAUCUAUGAACCAAGUGAAGACAGCUUUUUGUUUCUAGAUUCUUUAGAGAAGGAGCAGAUAUGGCUUAGCGUAAAGUUCAAAUACUCGUUGACGCUAGUAUGUGAAGUUGGUUGUGGUUCUGGAAUUCUAACUACGUUUAUGAUGCGGAAUUUGAUUCCAAAUUCAUGCAGUUUAUAUAUGCCUACUGAUGUGAAUCCCUGGGCGAUUCAAGCUAUGUCAACCGUUAGUGUUCAGAACCAUUGCGAAAAUAUGUACAUGACACCCGUCCGAAUGGAUUUAACUGCAGGACUUUUGGAUAAGUGUAUUGAUAUUUUAGUAUUUAAUCCUCCUUAUGUUCCUGCUGAUGCUGUUCCCUCUAUGCCUGAAGGUACGGAUCCGCAGGAUAAAUGGUUGGAUCUAGCCCUUGAGGGAGGGCCUGAAGGUAUGGAUGUUACAAAUCGGUUGCUUGGGAGACUUGAUAGGAUUCUUUCCGGUAAUGGUGUUGCGUACAUACUGUUUUGCGCUAGGAAUAAACCCGAGCACGUAGCAGAAUUGAUGCGGAGAAAAGGUUGGAAAGUGGAUUUGGUGGAGGGAAGAAAAGCGGGCUGGGAAGUACUAAGUGUGUAUAAGUUUUAUAGAUUGUAG